Molecule: messenger RNA, 430 nt
Organism: Nymphaea colorata (pocket water lily)
Lineage: Eukaryota; Viridiplantae; Streptophyta; Magnoliopsida; Nymphaeales; Nymphaeaceae
Product: costars family protein WS02710_H03
Exons: 2
Coding region: 75-323 (82 amino acids)
Biological process (GO): regulation of actin filament-based process
Source: RefSeq, a predicted model, not a curated record
CUGAAUGAAAUUCUUCUAAUACCAUAUCAUCCCUGGAAUCUGUGGAGGGAGAGCGAGAGAGAAAGAGAGAGAAGAUGAACGUGGAGGAAGAGGUAGAGCGGUUGAAGGAGGAAAUCAAGAGACUGGGAGACCCCCAACAGGAUGGUUCUUACAAGGUAAAAUUUGGGGUACUCUUCAACGAUGACCGAUGCGCAAACAUAUUUGAAGCACUGGUUGGAACCCUGCGUGCAGCCAAAAAGAGGAAGGUUGUUGCAUAUGAAGGAGAAUUGCUGUUGCAAGGUGUUCAUGACAAAGUGGAAAUUGUUCUGCUAAAGCCUACUUAAAAACUCAUGUCAAUUUUUAAGAUUUAUGUGGACCGUAUGCAAUAGAUCCUUUGGUGACAUCCAUGAAUGGUUUCUAUUUGAAUUGAGACAGUUGAGUAGUUGUUUUA